Messenger RNA from Cuscuta europaea, 1795 nucleotides. The record is from the annotation of a GenBank genome assembly. NCBI's taxonomy places the organism in Eukaryota, Viridiplantae, Streptophyta, Magnoliopsida, Solanales, Convolvulaceae.
GGAGGAGCUCUGAAACUCUUCAUUUUCACACCCAAAUUCGAGCUCAAGAUAGAGGAUUCAAAGAGGAGUGCUUGGAGAAGGAAAAAGGUGUAGGAAAGUGUGGAAAUUGAGGAACUUGAUUUAAAGUAUUUUUGAGCUUCGCCGGAGUUUCGUCGGAGUUGGUCAAAGUUCGCCGGAGUUGGUCAAAGUUCGCCGGAGUUGGUCAAAGUUCGCCGAAAUUAGUCAAAGUUCAAUCGAGAAGCGUAGAACGCGCUUAAGCUUAAUUAAGGUGGAGUUAAAGAAUUCGAAUUUCUUUUGGGGAUGGAUUUCGUUUGGCAAUCUUUUCCGGCGGUCGUAGGUGGCGGUGCUGGAAGGUGGCUAAGGCGGUGGUUGAGGUGACCCCACCAACAAUCCUCGGUGGAUGUUCCAGGUGAUCCCACCAACAAUCCUCAACUUCUUCUAAGAAAUGUUCCAAAACCUGAGAGCGAGUAUACUGAACCUGAAAAACUAAGAACUAGAGUUGAUCUGCUUGUUGCAACAUAUCUGCUCCAAUCCAUCCCUAAUGAUAUCUUUACGCAAAUUGACAGCCUCACAACCGCCAAAGAAAUAUGGGAUGAGAUUCCUCAGAUCAUGCAAGGAACUGAUGUUGGAAUAAAGACUAAACGAGCUCACACCCUAUCUGCCUAUGACUCAUUCUUUGCAAGAGCUGAAGAAGACCUUGAAGACACACAUCAACGUUAUCUGAUGGUCCCAAAUGAAAUGAGGAAGAUCAACAUUCAAAAGACCAACAUGGAGGUUAAUCUGCAUUUUCUGCGAUCACUGAAGUCUGAAUGGAAGAAGACUGCUAAGAGAAACAGGUCGACCAGUGGACCUUCUGAUAAAGCUAUCAGUGGUGAUCAUCUGAAGUGCUUCAAAUGUGGAAAGCGUGGUCACUUUGCCAAGGAAUGCAGGAUAACCAAAAAGAAAGAUUACAACCACUACAUUCAAAAGGCACAACUUGCCAAGCAGAAGGAACAAGGAAUAGUUCUCAUGUCCACACAUGAUCAUUGGCUAGAGGACUCAGAUGACAGUGAGUAAGAGAAUUGAACGGUGAUGGCUAGAGUUGAAGAAGAAGCUGAAAGUGAAAAUGAUUGCUCAAAGGAAGAUACCAAUUCUUCAUCUACUUAGAAUGAGGUCAGUCAUGUGUGGUAUCUUGUCUCUGGUUGCUCGGUUGCUCCACAGACUUGACUAGGAAGAAACAGUUGUUGAGCAACUACAUCAUCAAGUUCGGUGGAAAAAUCAGAUUUGGAAACAACGAGUCCGCUCAUAUUCUUGGAUAUGGAGACAUUUGUAACACAAAGGUUAGUAUCAAAGAUGUGUCAUACGUUGUUGGAUUGGCACACAACAUGUUUAGCAUUGGUAAAUUCUGCGAUAAAGGGAUGCAAGUUCUAUUCCGAGCUAAACGGUUUGUGUGAAAGAUGAACAUGGGAAAACCAUUUCUUCCUCUACAGAUGUUUGUCUGCUGUCAAGAGCUUCUACUAAACAAAAUCAACUGUGACACAAGAGGAUGUCAUAUCUAAACUAUAGGGAUCUAUAUACAUUGUCAUCAAAGAAACUUGUCACAGGUGUUCCACCACUACACACUCAGAAUAAUCAUUUGUGCGACUCUUGCGCACUUGGAAAAAUGAAAAGAGUCUCUCACAAGGCAUCUACAUUAUGGUGAUAGUAGAUGACUACUCACGAUGCACAUGCAUCCGCUUCCUACGCACAAAAGAUGCAGACAUCAUCAUCACCUUCAUUUGAACCACUCAGAAUCUACUCCAGGCAACCAUUCUCU